AUGUAUGACAUUGUGUUCUGGGAGAUGGGCCUUCAACUCCCCUUCUCGGAUUUCCAGAUGGUCAUUUUUUGGCACCUUCGAUUGGCUCCUUCUGAGUUGCAUUCGAAUGGGGUCACUUUUAUGCGAGGGUUCGAGAUUGUUUACAAUUGUUUGAAGAUAGGGGCGAUAAUUCCUUUGUUCUUCUACUGUUUUCAUCUUCAGAAGCGCAAGGUUGACGGUAAGUGGAGAUGGGUCGCCUUGAAGCAGGGCAACAUGAAGCUGUUUAAAGCUUACCUGGAAUUUGUUUGGCACUUCAAGGACAAGUAUAUUCUUGUGCAGCCUUUUUCAAGCAGGGCGAUGCUAAGCGUUUUCCGAGCUACUCCAGAAUAUGAUGAGAAUGGGGCCCCUGUUUUGAACGAGCUGGGGGAGCACGUGAGUAAGUUGGUCUACAAGUUUCCCUUUCAGUGGACGAGGAAGCAUUUUGAUAAUAAGUUGGGUUCCUACAUCUGGAAGGAGGGAGAGCUUGGCGACGAGGACCAGCGAGCUUCGCUGUUUUGA
Molecule: messenger RNA, 537 nt
Organism: Vicia faba (fava bean)
Lineage: Eukaryota; Viridiplantae; Streptophyta; Magnoliopsida; Fabales; Fabaceae
Source: the annotation of a GenBank genome assembly